UUAAUUAAUUAAUUAAUUAUCACUAUCAGGGUUCUUGUAUUAAGAUGCCUCUUUUCUUUCCCCUCUACUUCUGGCGUCUAUACAAAUGGCUCCUCCGUUUAUUAACGAGGAAAUGUGAGCUCCUACGUAUCUGUGAGGGGACGGCAGACCUUGCCAGUAGGACCUUUGCUGUUGCUAGGUCAUUGAAGAAUUCAAAGCACAAGGAGUUGCAAUCCAUUGCUUGGGUGACUCCAGCUGGCCAAGACGUCAUUGAUCCCGACGAUGCUCUGAAUCUCAUUAUAAAAACUAAAAAAAUAUCAACAGAGAAGCAUCCAAAUUUUGUGUCAAGUAUCAAGCCGUGUUUAUUGCCAAUUAUUGCACUCUCAGCGUUAAAAGGAGACAUUGAGAAGAUGAAAUUCGAAUCCUAUUUGUCUGAAAAUGACGAACAUGAACAGCAGCUGACAAAACUUUGGUCUUUGCUAGUCCCCCAAACUGAGCUGAAGGCUCGUUUUGGGACCCACUGGGGUACUAUAGGGUUUCAAGGUAAAGACCCUGCGACUGAUUUCCGUGGCAUGGGAAUGCUAGGACUCUAUUGCUUAGUUUAUUUCGCCGAGAUGCACUCAGGGAAGGCAAGACAAGUGCUUGGAUUUUCACAGCAUCCUACGAAAGGGUAUCCAUUGGCCAUUACCAGUAUCAAUAUAACACAGAUUGUCUAUUCGUUACUACUUAAUAGUCAUCUUGACUAUUACUUAUAUUUAAAGUCAAGAGGGAACGUACCGACCAUUAAUGAUUUCAUGGAAGCACACUGUUAUGUCAUGUACAGUUUCAACCAGUUCUGGUUGGACUCUAAUCCCGAGAAUAUAAUGGCAUUCUCGAGGGUAAGAGACCGUUACUUGUCGGAGCUUAAACGUCGUCUCGAAGAACGCCCACUCACAAUUGAGCUAUCACUAGAAGACGGAUCUUCUUAAUAAUUUGAAAAA
Messenger RNA from Amphimedon queenslandica, 959 nucleotides. Its product is annotated as ELMO domain-containing protein 1-like. The record is from RefSeq and is a predicted model, not a curated record. NCBI's taxonomy places the organism in Eukaryota, Metazoa, Porifera, Demospongiae, Haplosclerida, Niphatidae. The transcript has 8 exons. Gene Ontology annotation, molecular function: GTPase activator activity. Bases 45 to 947 code for a protein of 300 amino acids.